CAAGAACAAGAACAAGGGAAGUGUUGAACUUGUGUUGAAGACGUCGGUAAGGAUAUAGCUGAGCUCUUCGGUGGACUCCUUUAGAAACAGAAAGAAGCAAAAGGUGGAUUUUAAGUGAAACCUAAAAGUUGUAUCUGGUGAAGAUCACCUGACUCCAGCAAACAUGGAUGAAAAACCCACCUGUGACCAGUGUGGGAAGACUUUCACCCUAAGGAGUAGCCUUAAGAGACACCUACGCAUCCACAGCGGAGAAAGACCAUAUGACUGUAACGAGUGUGGGAAGAGUUUCACCGCGGCGUUUACCCUUAAGACACACCUACGCAUCCACAGCGGAGAAAGACCAUAUGACUGUGACCAGUGUGGGAAGACUUUCACUCGAAGGGGUAACCUUAAGACACACCUACGCAUACACAGAGGAGAAAGACCAUAUGUCUGCCAAGAGUGUGGGAAGACUUUCUUCUACAUUAACCGUCUUCAGGCACACCUACGCAGCCACAGUGGAGAAAGAUCACAUGAGUGUGACCAGUGUGGGAAGACUUUCACCCAAAGGAAUAAACUUAAGAUACACCUACGCAUCCACAGUGGAGAAAGACCAUAUAACUGUGACCACUGUGGGAAGACUUUCAACCAAAUGAAUAACCUUAAGACACAUCUCCGCAUCCACAGUGGAGAAAGACCAUAUGAGUGUGGCCAGUGUGGGAAAACUUUCAUCCAAAGGAAUAAACUUAAGAUACACCUACGCAUCCACAGUGGAGAAAGACCAUAUAGCUGUGACCAGUGUGGGAAGACUUUCACCCAAAUGAUUCACCUUAAGACACAUCUCCGCAUCCACAGUGGAGAAAGAGCAUAUGAGUGUGACCAGUGUGGGAAGACUUUCACCUGGAUGAAUAACCUUAAGAUACAUCUCCGCAUCCACAGUGGAGAAAGACCAUAUGGCUGUGACCAGUGUGGGAAGACUUUCACCCAAAUGGAUAGCCUUAAGACACACCUACGCAUCCACAGCGGAGAAAGACCAUAUAACUGUGACCAGUGUGGGAAGACUUUCGCCCAAAGGGGUAACCUUAAGACACACCUACUCAUCCACAGAGGAGAAAGACCAUAUUACUGUGACCAGUGUGGGAGUACUUUCACUCAGGCGUCUAAUCUUAAAGCCCAUCUACGCAUCCACAGUGGAGAAAGACUAUAUGACUGUGACCAGUGUGGGAAGACUUUCACCCGAAUGAAUCACCUUAAGACACACCUACGCAUCCACAGUGGAGAAAGACCAUAUGACUGUGACCAGUGUGGGAAGACUUUCACCCAAAUGAUUCACCUUAAGAUACACCUACGCAUCCACAGCGGAGAAAGACCAUAUAACUGUGACCAGUGUGGGAAGACUUUCACCCAACAGUCUACCCUUAAGAUGCACCUACGUAUCCACAGAGGAGAAAGACCAUAUAACUGUGACCAGUGUGGGAAGACUUUCACCUACGCAUCUACCCUUAAGAUACACCAACGCAUCCACAGAGGAGAAAGACCAUAUUUUUGUGACCAGUGUGGUAAGACUUUCACCCACGCACCUACCCUUAAGACACACCUAUGCAUCCACAAAGGAGAAAAGGGAAAGUUUGAGUGUUACAGAUGUGAAAAAAGAUUCUUGUCACCCUCUGCCCUCUCCUGUCAUCAGCGCAGAUGUGACUCAUCAACGUCUGGACCAAAAAGUUCUUCAGCGUCGGAAGACAAGAAGAAGCGCUGUGUGUCUGAACCAGCACCACCGACUAGUUUUGAUAAAAACAUCAAACUUAAAAACCUCCAGAUCUGGCUCCAUAGAAUCCAGAUGUGAAGACAAACACCAGACUGUAAGCUGCAUUUUUUUUGUCCGCAGAGUAAAGAAGUGUGCUCUAAUGCACCACCCUCACAAAACAGUGAUGUUACAGAACCUCAACCUGCCACAACAUGUAAAGUUAAACCAGUGGAGGCCAACAAGGACGCGGUUUCAAUGAGGAUACUACUUCUUAUUGACUUUGCGGAAAUUUAAUCAGUCACUUGUUCUUAUGAUUCUGUUUCUGGUUGAGGUUCACACCAGUUUAGUUCAUCCCCUGAAAUGUUCUACUCUGUGCAUGUGUGAAUUAACUGUUGCACAACUGGAAGAACACCCUUGGUUGAAGGUGUCAGAGUCCUGAAUUCAUGUGGUUUUGCAUCAGUCAUAAGCAACAUGUUGAACAUAAUAUGGAUGAGACAGAAUGACUGAUGAGCUUGUAGUGGUAUAGCCCCAAACUGAGGCCAACAACAUGAAGGAGAUCACAUUCCAGUUGAGGAGGAAGUUCACAACUACUAAAGGACACAUGACAGACUUAAGCUGGAUUUAUGGUCGCACGUAGCUCUACGUCAUGUAGGUACACCAUAUCUGGUGGUUAUGUGCUCUUGCACUUGAGCAUAUUGUAGCUGUGUCAUUUUGAGAAAGUGUUGCAGUUUCCCUCUAAAUCAGAAAGUGGUAGGAGUGCUGGUAUCGGCUUGUUUUAAAAGUGAGACUCUACACUGUGGAGUUGUUUUCAUGUGUGAUGGUUGGAAAACAACAAAGACUUUGUGGAGAAUGGAUGUGCUUCAAUCAGGCAAGCCGUUUAUUUGUGCACAAAUGAGAAAACUGACAGACGAAGCUUCGCCCUCUCUCAAGAGUCAGUUCUACCUAAUACAGAAAAUCAGUCUAAC
Molecule: messenger RNA, 2688 nt
Organism: Sphaeramia orbicularis (orbiculate cardinalfish)
Lineage: Eukaryota; Metazoa; Chordata; Actinopteri; Kurtiformes; Apogonidae
Product: zinc finger protein OZF-like
Exons: 5
Coding region: 164-1822 (552 amino acids)
Biological process (GO): regulation of transcription by RNA polymerase II
Cellular component (GO): nucleus
Molecular function (GO): DNA-binding transcription activator activity, RNA polymerase II-specific; RNA polymerase II cis-regulatory region sequence-specific DNA binding
Source: RefSeq, a predicted model, not a curated record